AUGCAAGAGCCAGGGACUCACGAUGUGGUGACGGACCUUCAUGACGAUCUUGUUCGAAAGUACAAGAGACAUGGCGCUACUAUCCAGGAAAUCUGGAAGGGUUUCAAUGCGAGCCAGCGCGCGAAGUGUGUCAAGGUUGGGGUGAUGGAUGGCGUCUUGCUGAAACACUCGAGGGAUACCACCCAGGGCAACAUCUACCAGAUCGUUCCCGACUGGAACUUGCGCGACUUGACUGAAGGACCCGAACAUCUUCUGAACAUGCUCGAGCAUCGCGCCAAGAAAACGCUCAUGGAACAGUAUUGCGACGGGCCUAACGGUGGCGCUGGCGAUCACGGCAUUAUUGAUGAGAGCAUGCGAACCCGCAAUCUCCGCUCUGCUGAACCUUACAAAGACUGUUACACCUUAUUUGCCGACGGUGAAAUGUACGGCAAAUCGUGGCAUAUAGUCAAGGAACACAAGGAGGCGUUGCGUGGUUUCGAACCGGCCAUCAGGGCGGGACGAUGCAUACCCCAGGCUAAGGGCGAGCUAGUCUUGCAUCGUCAAAUCAGCUUGUUGCAGACACUUAAUAUCCUCAUGGACGAUAUCUUAGAGCAGGGCUCGAAGGCGCGAAGCACGACCCAACCCCCGAAGAAGUCUGCAGAGACGGCCACUGCGGCGUUCUCGAAAUUGAGCGUCAAAGAAUCGGCCGCCAAGCUUUCUCUCGCCGACAUCGUCAACGCUGCUCGAGAUCAGGCGGCAUCGCAGAAGGAACGCCUAGAGAUGUAUUCAGAGCCGGUCGUUAUUGCCCACAAUGUCAAUUUCUGGUUCUUCAGCCGGCCGGAGGUACUUCCGGAUGAGAAGGGACGUCGGCUGCCGGUGAUUUCCGACAAGUUCAUCAGUGCCAGUGUCUUCGAUACCGUCCAUUACGCCGUCAAGGAGGCCGCCCUGUGGAGUUACAUCCGUCAACUUCUCGAACGUUUCGAAAGCUUGAACAGAGACAAGGACCACAAGACGAUUUUGCUGCAGGAGAUAGCCAACGCCCUCCAGCUCGCAUAUGCCUCCACCCAGGCCCUCUUCAGGCGGCACAUCCAGUCGCAUUCGGGCAGCAAGUGGUACAAGCGGAUGUCCAACGCGUAUGACGGCGCCGGCAACGCACGCGUUGCGCUCAAAGGAAACCCAGGCGACCUGACACGGAGCGAUCCUCAGCUUCACUAUAUCCUCCGCCUUUGUCACCCUGAUACCACUUCGUCCAAGGCUGUCGAAUGGCUGAAGAAAUUGGGCGAUCUUCAUCAGGCUCACCCCGAAGAGCGAGAGAAACUGGUCGAGAGCGAGAUCGAAUCUCUUUGUGACCUGGCCACCACAGUCGCCUUCAUCCAAGAUGUGACCAGCACAAUAUCGGUGCCGGCUCCGUCCCGCAAAAGGGGGCAGUUGUUCGUCUCCAGGUCCCAAGAGCUGGAAGUCGAGCUGAACAAGCUCAAGACCGGCCUUGAUUUGAGGGACUUUGCCGUCCCAAUUGACAACCUUCUGGAGCCUGGUAUGACCGUCGAAGCUCUUAAGACUCUCGACCAAUUUAUCGUUGACAACGCCGGCGCCAAGCCCGGUGUGCUCUACGAGGAUCUCGUUGAUGAGUGUUUCUCCGACCUUGAGAACGAGUAUGAACAGUACAAGGCCAAGAUCGGCCAAGGCCAGAAGGAGUGGACGCCCCUACCGGUACCUGCCUCCGAGCCGCGAGAGACUCUGGUGGAGCAGCGCAAACAGAAGGAGAAGACUCGUCCGGCUCACGUGUCUGCCUACGAGGCCGGUCCUCAGGCGAAGGCCUCGACUUCAGAGCCAGCCGUCGAGAAACAGACUUUUAAAGUCACGCCCGCGACUGCCGAGGUUUUCGACGCCCUCUUCAAGAAGUCCGAGACCCGAGGUGCGGUGCACUGGACGGAUUUCGAAGGCGCUAUGGCGGAGCUAAGGUUUUCAGUUCUGCCCAAGUAUGGUUCGGUCUUCACUUUCAUGCCGCCCGAUACUAUGACGGUGAAGAGGCCUUUUACCAUCCACCGACCUCAUAAGUCUCUGAUUGAAGGGUACACAACACUGAUUUACUCUCGGCGUCUCGCAAGGGCAUAUGGAUGGGAUGAGAAGACGUUUGUAGUUGCGUGA
This is a messenger RNA of Colletotrichum godetiae, 2127 nucleotides long. RefSeq lists its product as uncharacterized. The record is from RefSeq and is a predicted model, not a curated record. Bases 1 to 2127 code for a protein of 708 amino acids. The transcript has a single exon. NCBI's taxonomy places the organism in Eukaryota, Fungi, Ascomycota, Sordariomycetes, Glomerellales, Glomerellaceae.